This is a messenger RNA of Amaranthus tricolor (Joseph's coat), 2183 nucleotides long. RefSeq names its product serine/threonine-protein kinase ATG1t. Gene Ontology annotation, biological process: autophagy; autophagosome organization; protein autophosphorylation. Bases 78 to 899 code for a protein of 273 amino acids. Gene Ontology annotation, cellular component: cytoplasm; autophagosome. The transcript is spliced from 8 exons. Gene Ontology annotation, molecular function: protein serine/threonine kinase activity; ATP binding. NCBI's taxonomy places the organism in Eukaryota, Viridiplantae, Streptophyta, Magnoliopsida, Caryophyllales, Amaranthaceae. The record is from RefSeq and is a predicted model, not a curated record.
ACCUCUUCGUAUAUUAUAGUUCCAGAUGAUUUUUUCAUCGAACAAGACACAAAUUUUUGGUUAGCAGAAACAAAAAGAUGAUAGUUGGAGACUACAUUUUAAGAGAAAAGAUCAGUGAAAACCCAUUAUCCACUAUUUGGAGAGCUAAUCACAGAAAAGAUCCUGACUUUAAAGAUGUAGCUUUGAAGAAAAUCUUCCUUUCUAUGUUAACCCCAAAACUGAAAACUUGCCUUGAUUGUGAGCUCAACUUUUUAUCUUCUGUUAAUCACCCUAACAUCAUCCGUCUUGUCAAAUUUUUCCAGGCCGAAGGUUGCAUAUUUUUGGUCUUUGAGUUCUGUAAUGGGGGCAAUUUAGCUUCUUAUAUACGUCGCAAUGGUAGAGUCCGAGAGCAAAUUGCUAGAGACUUUAUGUAUCAACUAGGAACUGGUUUAAGAAUACUGCAAAGCCAUCAAAUUGUCCAUCGUGAUUUGAAGCCAGAGAACAUUCUAUUAUCCAGUUCGGACAGUGGCGUACUACUAAAGAUAGCUGAUUUUGGCUUUUCAAGAAUUUUAAUCUCGGGAGAUUACGCUGAAUUUGUAUGUGGCUCACCUUUGUAUAUGGCGCCCGAAAUGUUGGGAUUUCAACGAUAUGAUCAUAAGGUUGACAUGUGGAGUAUUGGGGCAAUACUUUUUGAGCUUUUGAAUGGUUACCCACCUUUCCGCGGAAGGACUAAUGUUCAGCUCUUGAAGAACAUCAAGUCCGCUGUAGGCUUACCAUUUUCGCAGAUUGUCCUACAAAAGAUACAUCCAGACUGCUUUGACUUGUGUACUAGGCUGUUGUGUGUGAAUCCAGCCGACAGACUGUCAUUCGAAGAGUUUUACUGCCAUAAGUUCUUAGUGCGAAAAAAGGAGGGCUUGUGACGAAGUAUUCUGCUCAAUCUUAAAGGAUCCAUGUUGAGAGAAUUUAGUUGGCUUGUUCUGCAUGUCUGAUCCAUUGUUUUGGUAUGAUUUCACUUUUAUUUCUCCUCGUUCCUAACAAUUCAUAAUUUCCGACACUCACUUACUUUCUUUCAAUAUGUUCUAGAUUUUAGGUGUGUUUGGCGAAAUAUCUUAUUGGGCAAUUUAAGCUUAUUUUGAUACAAAUAGAGGGUUGGAUGGUCAAAUCAAUCAAUGCUAAUGUUUGGAAAACUAGCUGGUUGAAACAGCUUAUUAUUAUAAAUAAGUUGUUUUUAAACAAGCUGCUCAUAGUAGCGGGUUCAAAAUCCGCGUGUCAAACCUGUUAACAAAAUCAAUCAUUGUAUUCAGCUACUAGCUAUCACUCGUUUGUCAAACACUCCCUUUAUUGAGAUUUAAACAUCCUACGCAUUUAGACGUCACUAGGGUAGGGUUGCAUAAAUUUAGACUGUUACAACCCCUAGCAAGACCCAAAUGGAGUGGUUCUUUUUGCCCUUUUGGCUUUAUGAGAUCAAAAUAAUAGCUUUAGUUCCCUUAAUUGUUUAGUGUAUAAUCGUUGUGAUCCCAUAGCGUAAGUUGUUUUUGAUUCAAAUGAUCAAGAGAUUUUUUAAUUUUUAGUAAUGAUCUGAAGUGGCUUACGCAGAACAAUUACUCGAAAAACAACAAGCAUGCCCAGCGCUGAAAUAAACGGAGCUUAGAGGUCCUGUUAUACUCUUGUAGCGUGAAUACCUGAUCGUGCGUUGCUUACAUAUGGUUCGUUUGGAGUUUGGUGCCUUUAGUCGUGUACUCGUGUUAUGGCUCAAAAAAUUACCAAUUAUUUUCAUAUAAGAAGUUUCUAGACACGAAGGAGCAGUAUGCUCUUGCGCUUGGACAUUUGGUUGAGCAAAUAAGCAAAGCAGUAAGCAGAAGGUUCUAAAGUGAAAAGCUCAGCUGAGGUGCUAUAUACGCUCGAACGAGCAUCACCCCUGGCGAAUGCUGUUUUGAUUUGGGAGCGUUUGAUCUCAAUUGCUCAAACGAGCAGAUGGUACGUUCAUUCGAGAACGGGCCAAUGAGGAGAAACUUAUCUUAUUUAGAGCAUAUUUUUACAAUGAUCGCGUCUUAUUAGCUAUGGUAUUAUAUCAUACCCUCAUAAUCAUAAUCCUGAUUAUAUAUCCACAUGAAAACCCUAAAUACUGUAACUCUUCUUUUUCUCAGUUUGUUCUUUGAACUUUAUUGUUAUUUAUAAAUCAAUAAAAGAGUAUGGUUCUGAGA